Molecule: messenger RNA, 2203 nt
Organism: Seriola dumerili (greater amberjack)
Lineage: Eukaryota; Metazoa; Chordata; Actinopteri; Carangiformes; Carangidae
Gene: slc35b3
Product: solute carrier family 35 member B3
Exons: 10
Coding region: 244-1368 (374 amino acids)
Biological process (GO): transmembrane transport
Cellular component (GO): endoplasmic reticulum membrane; Golgi membrane
Molecular function (GO): 3'-phosphoadenosine 5'-phosphosulfate transmembrane transporter activity
Source: RefSeq, a predicted model, not a curated record
GGAAGUUGUUGGCUGGCUGUCCCACUGUAGCAAGUGCAGGCAGCUUCUAGCAGGCUAUUACCCUUCAUAUUAGCUUUUGCUGUUCGUCACUGGAAAGAAGAAAACGUGACAAGGUUAGUAAUAUACGGAAGAUGACGCCGGCAAAUGCAGGGAAAUUAUUUUCACCGGCAUCGCCCUUGAAGAAGUGGAUAAGCUAACGUAAAGAAACCCGGAAGUAUUGUUCUCACAGCAACCGUAAACACAAUGAGUGCCAAAUAUGGCCUGGUGAGCUACAACAGUUCACGGAAGCACAUUUCAAUAUCCAUCCCAUCGACCACGGAAGUGAUGUCGCCCCACAUAAAGUCUGUGGAGGAGCUUAGAGUUCUGGGAAUCAACCUGAGCAGCUUCAGCGCCCCUUCACAGUUUUUCAUCUGUGUGGCUGGAGUCUUCCUCUUUUACCUUGUCUAUGGAUACCUGCAGGAGCUGAUAUUUUCUGUGGAAGGAUUCAAGCCUUUUGGUUGGUACCUCACUCUGGUCCAGUUUGGCUUCUACUCCAUGUUUGGACUAGUAGAGCUUCAGCUCACACAGGACAAACGCAGAAGGAUACCAGGGAAGACCUAUAUGAUCAUAGCAUUUCUAACAGUGGGAACCAUGGGCCUGUCCAAUACCUCGCUGGGCUACUUGAACUACCCUACACAGGUCAUCUUCAAGUGCUGUAAACUCAUUCCUGUCAUGAUUGGAGGAGUGUUUAUACAAGGUAAACGCUAUAAUGUGGCUGAUGUAUCCGCUGCUCUCUGCAUGAGUCUGGGACUCAUCUGGUUUACGCUAGCUGACAGCAAAGUGGCCCCCAACUUCAACGUCACAGGUGUGCUCCUCAUCUCCCUGGCACUGUGUGCAGACGCCGCCAUUGGAAAUGUGCAGGAGAAAGCCAUGAAACUCCAUAAUGGCUCGAACUCUGAAAUGGUGCUGUAUUCGUACUCCAUUGGUUUUGUCUACAUACUAACUGGCCUGCUCUGUGUGGGUGGGCUAGGGACAGCAGUGGCUUUCUGCUCAGAGCAUCCUGUGAAGACAUAUGGCUACGCCUUCUUCUUUUCUCUUACUGGUUAUUUUGGCAUCUCUUUCGUGCUGGCCUUGAUUAAGCUGUUUGGUGCCCUGGUUGCAGUGACAGUGACCACCGGGAGAAAGGCCAUGACUAUUGUACUUUCCUUCAUGUUCUUCACAAAACCUUUCACUUUUCAGUACAUCUGGGGCGGCCUUCUGGUGCUGUUCGGCAUCUUCUUGAAUGUUUACAGUAAAAACAAAGAGAAAAUCAAGCUUCCUUCCAUCAAAGACCUCAGGAGCCUGCUGCUGACAGGAAAGAAAGUCCGAUUUCUCUCACAAAAUGUAUAGGAGGCAGACUGUAUGUCUGGUCAGAUGUAGCGAUGACCCCAAUAUCUCAGGGGAUAUGCUCAAGCAUAUGCCUGAGCUAUGGGCCUUAUCACCACCAACAUUGAGCCAAGGAUGUGUAUACAAGGUAUGCAGUCAGCCUCACAGACAGAUAAACAACCAUUGAACUACGAUGGGUGAUGGAGUCUCUAUAUCCUGUCUACCAGUACAUCAUUGGUGUAGAACUGGCUGGAAUUGCUCUGUAGCAAACCGAAAGAACUGUACCUAUUUUUAAUAGGGGAUCAAUGACUAGUGGGCAAUGGUAAAGCAAUGCUUCGGAGCCCCACAGAAACAUUUUCAACAUGGAGGAUAACACCAAGAACUUUUAAGACUCUGAAAAGCGAAGCCAACGCCUUAGCUAACCAAAUCGCACAGUUUUGCACUGGAAAUGGCUCAUGUACUUAAACACUUCAGUGGUUGGAAAAAAACUGAAAUUUUGGAAGGAAAGAGGCCAGAGAGACAUGUUAAUGUGUCAUGUCUGAAAUGAAUGUUUGAUCCCCAUCCUAAAAGAAAAUAUAUACUGAAAAAUGGCAUAUUUGUCUCUGCAUGUGCCAGAAAUACCAAACAAAAAUUAGAUUUACAUAAUUGUCUUCAUAAAAGUGGCUUUUUUCAUAGUUUAUUGGUAAUUUAUAGCUGACUGUGCCCUCAAUCAUGGAAAACGUGUGAUGGUGACAUUCUGGAGAAUAUGAUGACAUUUGCUCAACUGUACAUCAACGUCAACUACUGUUAUUUGCUAACCAUGUGUGUGGAUGAAAGUACCACUCUUUUUACAAUAAACAAACGUUUCUCUUAAAGUUCA